AUGCGCUGCAAUGACAACAGCAUCCGGUCUCUCAUAAAUGCCCUAUACUCUGACCUUCUGCCCCCUGAUCAUCCUCCCCUGGCUGACUCCUACUUCCUGGACCGCACCAUCCUAUCUGCAAAGAACACUGAUGUGGACGAGAUAAACACCACAAUCCUUGACUUAUUCCCUGGAGAAAAGAUGGUCUUCACCAGCUCAGACUCAGUG
Messenger RNA from Suillus clintonianus, 207 nucleotides. RefSeq lists its product as uncharacterized. The transcript has a single exon. NCBI's taxonomy places the organism in Eukaryota, Fungi, Basidiomycota, Agaricomycetes, Boletales, Suillaceae. The record is from RefSeq and is a predicted model, not a curated record. The annotation marks the transcript as partial.